Theobroma umbraticum is the source of this 2984-nucleotide messenger RNA. Its product is annotated as filament-like plant protein. The record is from RefSeq and is a predicted model, not a curated record. Lineage: Eukaryota; Viridiplantae; Streptophyta; Magnoliopsida; Malvales; Malvaceae.
CUGCCCUUCCCUACAUUUCUACUGACAUUCCUCCAAUCUCUGCCUACCAUGUUUGUGCUUGGCAGAUGUCAUGGAUGCUUCUUGUUUGGUAUUUUGAGCGUACAAUUGAGCAAAAGAAAGAAAGAAUUUGAUUCCCAUCUGAAUUAUUUUUAUUUGGUAAUCGAUUCAUGGUUUAAUUUAGUAUAUUUUGAUGUGGAUGGGUCUUAGCCUCUGUUGUUGGUAGUAAAUGCUUGCUAUUAAUAAUCGAAAUUAUUUUGAUUUUGAAAUUCAGAUUUAUUUAUGGAUUUCCAAUCUGUCGUUUCAUUUGGGAUUGGGAUAAAAAGAGAAAGGAGUAAUUUUCUGGUGCUAGGCUUAGCGGAAGGAAUUGGCGGGCAUAGGCAGUUAGGCUUAGCUGUCGAUUAGUAUUUUUUGUUGCUUUAAUUUUCGAGGUUGGCAUUGCGAAGUUGCCAUAAAUGUGAAUGUGAAAAGGGUCAUUGCGAGGGUCUAAUGUCGUCGUCUAGCUUUCUAUAUCCAUCUCUCUCAGAGCAAUGUAUGGCGUAAAAUUUGGGGGAUUGCAGUGUGAGGGGGGGUUGGUGAGUGGUGACUUUUGUAUGGGAAGCUCAGCGUUUUUGCAUCUUUCUCAAGUUUUGCUUCUUGGAGGGUAGAUUGUCUUUGGGAGUGGAUUCUAAGCAAAGACUGGUUAUAGAUUAACAGAAAGAAAACUCCCUCAUUUAUUGUUCACCCCAACGGUUCAAAAGGAAAGAAAAAAAGAGUAUGGAUUAAAACGAGAGUUGGAUUGUGUUGGGGUUGAAGAUGGACAGAAGGAGUUGGCUGUGGAGAAGAAAGUCUACAGAGAAGAGUCCAGGUGAAACUGAUAGUUCAGGAGGUUCCAUUUCAUCUUACUCUGAGAGAUUCUCUGAUGAGCAGGCUGGCGCAACUCAUAGUUCUCAAUCACUGGAAGUCACAUCAAAAGCAGUACCCAUAGAUGAAGAAGUUAAUGAUAAUGUGAAGUCUCUAACAGAGAAAUUAUCUGCUGCUCUUAUGAACAUCAGUGCCAAAGAAGACUUGGUAAAGCAGCAUGCUAAAGUUGCAGAAGAAGCAGUGUCAGGCUGGGAGAAGGCUGAAAAGGAUGUGUUGGCUUUGAAGCAACAGCUUGAUGCUGCUAUUAAGAAAAAUGCAGCACUUGAAGAUCGAGUUGGUCAUCUUGAUGGGGCACUGAAGGAAUGUGUCAGACAACUUAGACAAGCUAGAGAAGAGCAAGAACGGAGAAUCCAUGAAGCUGUUGCCAAGAAAUGUCAUGAAUGGGAAUCUUCAAAGUCUGAACUUGAGAGUCAGCUUGUGGACCUCAAGGCUCAACUUCAAACCACAAAAAGCGAGACUGCUGCCUCAGUUGAUCCUGAUCUUCAUCCAAAGCUCCAGGCUUUUGAGAAAGAGAACUCAGCCCUUAAACUUCAGCUCCUUUCUCGAGCUGAGGAGCUACAACUUAGGAUUAUUGAGAGGGACCUGAGCACCCAAGCAGCUGAAACUGCCAGCAAACAACAUUUGGAUAGCAUAAAGAAGUUGGCUAAGCUUGAAGCUGAGUGCCGCAAGCUAAAAGUCAUCGCUCGGAAAGCAUCCCAUGCUAAUGAUCAGAAAUCUUACGCUGCCUCCUCAAUUUGUGUUGAAUCUUUUACUGAUAGCCAAUCAGAUAGUGGGGACAGGCUACUUGCAGUUGAAACUGAUAUGCGCAAGAUGAGUGGGUUGGAGAUGAAUGAAUGUGAGACAAGCCGCUCAGAAGCAUGGACAUCUGCCCUAAUUACAGAACUUGAUCAAUCUAGGAAUGAAAAGGCCGUUGGAAGAAACAUAAUGGCCCCUUCAGUAGAAAUCAAUCUCAUGGACGAUUUUCUUGAAAUGGAAAGGCUUGCAGCUUUGCCAGAUACAGAAAGUGGAACUGGUUUUAAUGAGGCUGGUCUUGUAUCUGAUCAAACCAGUACAGUUGAAAACCCAUUAAAGGCUGAAGUUGAAACCUUUAUCCACCGGAUUGCUGAACUAGAGGAGAAGCUAGCAAUGACAGAAGCAGAAAAGUUGGAAUUGAAGUUGGCUUUCAAUGAAUCUCAAAAGCAGCUUGAAACAUUGCAGAAUCAACUAAGGGAAACUGAGACAAAGUUGGCAGAUCUUCAAACUCAAUUAGCUCUUGCUGACAACUCAAAGCAAGCCACAGAGGAGGAAGUAAAAGUUGCAAAUAUGAAUAGAGAAGUGGCAGAGUCAAGAUUUAGAGAUGCUGAAAUUGAAAUAAAGACUUUACUGUCCAAAGUUACUUCAUUAGAAGAAGAGGUUGGAAGGGAACAAGCAUUGUCUGCCAAAAACAUGAGCAAAUGCAAAGAAUUGGAGGAUGAACUUUCAAAAUUGAAAUGUGAAGCCGAGCUCCGACUUGAGGCAGAGUGCCAGCUUGUGGCUAGUUACAAUGAAGAGUUGAAGGCGCAGCAGGACAAGGAGCUAGCAAUUGCUGCCACUAAACUUGCUGAAUGCCAGAAGACAAUUGCUUCUCUUGGCCAGCAGUUGAAAUCCCUUGCUACGCUGGAAGAUUUCCUGAUUGACUCUGAUAAGCCGCUGGAGCUUGGGGAUGGAGGAUUACAAUGUCCCAAAAACGGUGAGGGACAACCGAAACCGGGUUCUACUUAUAUGGAUUUUUCAAAAAGAGGCACUGAAUCUUCUAAAUUAAUUGGUGAGAAUGUUAACCGUUCACAGAAUGGCAAUGCUGUGGGGUCAACAUUACCACUAAAACCAGUCACUGCCUCUGACAAAAGUCGAACUGGUUUCGGGAAAGUUGUCCCACGGAGUAGGAGUGGGAAACAGGUCUGAGUAUCUGUUGUCAGUCAUAUUUGUAUGUAGACCAAAAUCAUUAAACUUAAAAAAUUUUCCAUCAACAGGUGUAUCUAAAUACAUGAUUACUCAGGGUGAACAGAUUAUUAUUGAAAGAAAAUAUAGUAUACAUAAAAUAUAUAAUUAUGGCAUAUUCUUUUCCA